Apodemus sylvaticus (European woodmouse) is the source of this 2395-nucleotide messenger RNA. RefSeq names its product 4-aminobutyrate aminotransferase (gene Abat). The transcript has 16 exons. NCBI's taxonomy places the organism in Eukaryota, Metazoa, Chordata, Mammalia, Rodentia, Muridae. Gene Ontology annotation, molecular function: pyridoxal phosphate binding. Bases 138 to 1640 code for a protein of 500 amino acids. The record is from RefSeq and is a predicted model, not a curated record. Gene Ontology annotation, cellular component: mitochondrion. Gene Ontology annotation, biological process: GABA catabolic process.
AGCAGACGCCAGGCGCAGCCCGGAGUGUCGGAAGGUGAUCGCGCUAGUCGGACCCGCGGAUCGCAGCCUGUAGAUCGCAGCCCGGGCCUGGAGUACAGCAGCAAGUGAAGGGGUUCCUCUUCCUGAAGGAGGGGGUCAUGGCCUUCCUGUUGAUUACCCGACGGCUGGCCUGCAGUUCCCAGAAAAACCUCCACCUCUUCACAACUGGAUCCAGAUAUAUCAGCCAAGCCGCUGCCAAAGUUGACAUUGAAUUUGAUUAUGAUGGACCACUCAUGAAGACAGAAGUCCCAGGGCCUAGAUCUAAGGAGCUAAUGAAACAGCUGAACACAAUCCAGAAUGCAGAGGCCGUGCACUUUUUCUGCAACUAUGAAGAGAGCCGAGGCAACUACCUCGUGGACGUGGACGGCAACCGCAUGCUGGACCUGUAUUCUCAGAUCUCCUCUGUGCCCAUAGGUUACAACCAUCCAGCUCUGGCGAAACUCAUCCAACAGCCUCAGAACGCGAGCACGUUCAUCAACAGACCUGCCCUGGGCAUCCUGCCUCCAGAGAACUUUGUGGACAAGCUCCGGGAGUCCUUGAUGUCGGUGGCGCCCAAAGGCAUGUCCCAGCUCAUCACCAUGGCCUGUGGUUCCUGCUCCAACGAGAAUGCAUUCAAGACCAUCUUCAUGUGGUACCGGAGUAAGGAACGAGGGCAGAGAGGUUUCUCCAAAGAGGAGCUGGAGACCUGCAUGGUUAACCAGAGUCCUGGAUGCCCAGACUACAGCAUCCUGUCCUUCAUGGGUGCUUUCCAUGGGAGGACCAUGGGCUGCUUAGCGACCACACACUCCAAAGCAAUUCACAAGAUUGACAUCCCUUCCUUCGACUGGCCCAUUGCUCCAUUCCCACGGCUGAAAUAUCCCCUGGAGGAGUUCGUGACGGACAACCAGCAAGAGGAGGCCCGAUGCCUAGAGGAGGUGGAGGAUCUAAUUGUGAAAUAUCGGAAAAAGAAGAGAACGGUGGCUGGAAUCAUCGUGGAGCCCAUCCAGUCCGAGGGCGGGGACAACCACGCGUCCGAUGACUUCUUCCGGAAGCUGAGAGACAUAGCCAGAAAGCAUGGCUGUGCCUUCUUGGUGGACGAGGUUCAGACUGGAGGAGGGUGUACAGGCAAGUUCUGGGCCCACGAACACUGGGGCUUGGAUGACCCUGCCGAUGUCAUGUCGUUCAGCAAGAAGAUGAUGACUGGGGGCUUCUUCCACAAGGAGGAGUUUCGGCCAAGUGCUCCUUACCGGAUCUUCAACACCUGGCUGGGGGACCCAUCCAAGAACUUGCUGCUGACUGAGGUCAUCAACAUUAUCAAGCGAGAAGACCUGCUCACCAACGUGACCCACGCUGGGAAGACCCUACUCACGGGGCUGCUAGACCUCCAGGCCCAGUACCCCCAGUUCAUCAGCAGGGUGAGGGGACGAGGCACCUUCUGUUCCUUCGACACUCCCGACGAAGCCAUACGGAAUAAACUCAUCCUAAUUGCCAGGAACAAAGGUGUGGUACUGGGGGGCUGCGGUGACAAAUCCAUCCGUUUCCGCCCCACGCUGGUCUUCAGGGAUCACCACGCCCAUCUGUUCCUCAACAUUUUCAGUGGCAUCUUAGCAGAUUUCAAGUAAUGAAGCCAUCUCCAUGACGCUCAGAGAAAGCCCUGUCUCAGUGGUGUCAACUUGAUUAGUUUGCCUAAUUCAUAUUUUCACUUCAAAGUUUAUCAGAGGCGAAUGCAUAAACUAAAGGGUCAUUUGUGGGGCAGGCUCAUUGGUUAGUGCUUGUGAAGGAGCAGGUAGGGAGGACCACAGUUUGAGGAACACCCCCUGCAGAGCUCAUGGUGGCCAUUGGUUAAAGCCCAGAAGUUCUGUGUAAGCAUUGAACACUGUCUUAGGAAAGGCCCUGAGGCCAUAUUUCUGCCAACCCUGGACCAAGCAGUCUUUUAGAAGCCACUCAAGGGUAUUACACAUGCUCCGAGGUGGGUGGGUCUCUGUCCGGCUCAAGUACCCUAUCUUGGGGUCAGAGAUAAUGGCGUUCUCUUGUCCCUCAUCUAAUCCCUAGCUUCAUGCCCCACUCAUGACUUACUGAGGGUCUGAAUGGCUGUCAGGAAGAUGACAAGGUAGGGAGGUAAGGACUGUGUUUGGAGGUUUCUGGUAUGCUAAACACCAAGAUCCACUCAGCCCUGGGCCCUGAUGAUGUCCCUGGCCUGUGAAUUCUGUCUGGAGGAUCUCCAGUUGUGUCAAUGAUAUAGUUUAGUCAACAUUUCCAUCCUGGGCCAAUCUGGACUCGGGCGAGGGAGACAACAUCCUGAGCAGCCAGGAGACUCGUGGAACCCGACGUUGUCUCUGGGGUGUGUGCAGAGGAACACGGACAGCAAAGCCCUCCA